AUGGGGAAUACUGAAAUUAUUGUUCAUGUACUGCGGUUGAAUCAGCAAAAACCGAACGACCCUAAUGAUCAGCGCCCUGAUUGCCGUAGGGAUUUGUUCAUAGCCGAACGUCUUGCAAAAACUGAUCGGCAACUGGAGGCCGGCGCAACUCCGACAGGAGAGGUGACUGCAUGCACUGCACAUAGCUGGAUUAGUGAUCGGGAUAUUAUUCAAGACCGUUGGAGAAACAAGAUGGGUGUUUGCGAUGCACGUACCGCUCAACGGCGUGCUGAUCGACGCAGCUCUUGGCGAAAAUUCCAUCAUGAGUUGAAGUUGGUGCUGGGAGAGGUAAGGCAGUGGAGAAGUUAA
Molecule: messenger RNA, 348 nt
Organism: Fusarium pseudograminearum CS3096
Lineage: Eukaryota; Fungi; Ascomycota; Sordariomycetes; Hypocreales; Nectriaceae
Exons: 6
Coding region: 1-348 (115 amino acids)
Source: RefSeq, a predicted model, not a curated record